Messenger RNA from Osmerus eperlanus (European smelt), 291 nucleotides. Its product is annotated as olfactory receptor 52A5-like. The transcript has 3 exons. The coding region runs from base 1 to 291 and encodes 96 amino acids. NCBI's taxonomy places the organism in Eukaryota, Metazoa, Chordata, Actinopteri, Osmeriformes, Osmeridae. The record is from RefSeq and is a predicted model, not a curated record.
AUGUCAAAUGACUCUUUCACUCUGGCUGCCUACAGCCUCACACUGUGUGGUAGAAUCAUUGAAAAGGUAUAUUGUGACAACUUAUCAUUGGUGAGACUGGCCUGUUGUUCUUUUGAACUGUACCAAAACAAAUUCAAUAUGAGCUUUCUCCCCUACUCACUUCGUGUAGUACUUUCAUUGUACUUUUUGAUUGUCGGACCAGCUAUUAAUCCAGUCAUCUAUGGUGCUAGAACAGAAAAGAUUAGUAGUGCCAUAAAGAAAACAAUAUUUUGGCUCAAAAACGAUUUUUGA